Conger conger (European conger) is the source of this 1464-nucleotide messenger RNA. RefSeq names its product E3 ubiquitin-protein ligase TRIM35-like. The coding region runs from base 493 to 1464 and encodes 323 amino acids. Gene Ontology annotation, molecular function: zinc ion binding. Lineage: Eukaryota; Metazoa; Chordata; Actinopteri; Anguilliformes; Congridae. The transcript is spliced from 7 exons. The record is from RefSeq and is a predicted model, not a curated record.
UCUUUAAUUACAGCAGGUAAAUUUUAAUGUGAUUUCAGUGUGUAGCCUCUCUUUCACAAAUGGAGGAGUUUUUGAAAAUGUCGAUGGAGAAAAACCCUUGACUUUGAAGACGACAACAUUUAAGACUGAUCAAAGGAGAGUCUUUGCUGUAUUUUGUGUAACAGCGGAAAGUCGCCUAAAAACUAAACUAAACUGCGAAGUUCGCGGAAGCCAUUACUGAGCUCAGAACAGACUGCGGUCGCGCCGCACUGGAGGAACAGAAUUGGACACGAGCAAGAAUUUAAGCAAAGAAAAAAAAAAAAGGGUAAACGCAGAAAACUGUAAUAAUAAAGAGAAAAUAAACAUUACUUCCACGAAGAUUUUCAGCCACUUUCGCUCUGUUUUCUUGGUCUUGCUCACGUUUUCAACUGGGAAGUGAACACUGCCUGCCUGCCUGAUUAUAGGCGUGGCCCUGAUUACCUGUCGCAGACCGAGACCUGCUUCAGGUACGGAAUGGCGUCUGCAUCUUCUCUCCUGGAAGAGGAGCUCUCCUGUCCUGUGUGCUCUGAAAUCUUCAGGGAUCCUGUUGUCCUGAGUUGCAGUCAUAGCUUCUGUGAGGCCUGUCUGCAGCAGUAUUGGGGGCAGAAGGGAUCUCAGGAGUGCCCAGUUUGCAGGAGAAGAUCUUCGAAGGAUCGUCCCCCCAUUAGUAUGUAUCUGAGGAAUAUCUGUGAGGCGUUCUUAAAGGAGAGAAGUCAGAGAGCUAAAGCAGGAUCUGAAGUGCUCUGCAGCCUGCACAGUGAGAAACUCAAACUCUUCUGUCUGGAUGAUGUUGAACCCCUCUGUGUCGACUGUUUAACAGGGUCACACAUGAAUCACCGCUUCUGUCCAAUACAAGAGGCUGCACUGAAGUAUAAGGGGAAACUCAGGACUGCACUGGCUCCACUGCAGGAGAAGCUAAGAGCCUUUAAUGCAGUGAAACUAGUCUGUGAUCAAACAGCAGAGCACAUCAAGAGCCAGGCCCAGCACACAGAGAGACAGAUAAAGAUGGAGUUUGAGAAACUUCAGCAGUUCCUAAAAGAUGAAGAGGCAGCCAGGAUCACUGCACUGAGGGAGGAAGAGGAGCAGAAGAGUCAGAUGAUGAAGGAGAAGAUUGAGAAGAUGACAGAGGAGAUAUCAUCCCUUUCAGAACAGAUCAGAGCCAUAGAACAGGAGCUGGGAGCUGAAGACGUCUCAUUCCUGCAGAGCUACAAAGAGGUGGAGAAACGAGCCCAGUGCACACUGGGGGAUCCAGAGAAGGUCUCAGGAGCGCUGAUUGAUGUGGCCAAGCACCUGGGCAAUCUGAAGUACAGAGUGUGGGAGAAGAUGCUGGGGACUGUUCAAUACACUCCUGUGACUCUGGACCCAAACACAGCACAUCCUGAACUCUCACUGUCUGAGGAUCUGACCAAUGAAGUGUCUCUGAUAAUCAGUGCCAUCGGGAAGUAG